This is a messenger RNA of Zerene cesonia (dogface butterfly), 543 nucleotides long. RefSeq names its product allergen Tha p 1-like. Bases 83 to 448 code for a protein of 121 amino acids. The transcript is spliced from 3 exons. The record is from RefSeq and is a predicted model, not a curated record. NCBI's taxonomy places the organism in Eukaryota, Metazoa, Arthropoda, Insecta, Lepidoptera, Pieridae.
AUAUAUAAACACAGGUUUACAAGCUCAUGAAAACAUUUAUUUUGCGUUUUUGAUUUUGAUCAGGCUUACCCGAGAGAUAAACAUGUUCAAGUACGUCGUACUUUUUGCUUCGGUGGUGAUGCUUGUCUCUAGUGAGACUUACAGCACUGAGAAUGAUGACAUCGACAUUGAAGGUGUGGUGAACGAUGUUAACAAUCUUAAAGCAUUUAUCAACUGUUUCAAUGAUAAGGGCGAGUGUAACGAGGCUGCUGCUGACUUUAAAAACGACCUCGGAGAAGCUUUCGAAACAGCGUGUUUGAAAUGUACUGAAGCUCAAAAGCAUAUUUUCAAGAGGUUCCUUGAUGAGGCGAAAGUGAAGCUGCCAGAAGAAUACGCGUACUUCCUCCAGAAAUACGACUCAGAGGGAAAAUACAUAGAGCCUUUGAAAAACGCAAUCGCUAGCUUUUAGAUGAUAUUACGAUUUAUAGACUAUGAUAACUGUUUUUCUUUGGUCUGCGAAAUAUAAUAUUUGCCUAUGAUUUUUCAAUAAAAAUGCGAUAAGAA